CAGCGCGGAGCCGGCGGCGGCGGCGGCGCGAUGCUUGCGGGUUGGGCCCCGCCGGGCGCCGCGGGCUGCCGCCGCCGCCUCCUGGCAGCGGCCCUACGGCCGCUGCUGUGCGGGCUGCCGCCGUGCUGCGUGACGGCGGGCCGGGCGGCGGGCCGGGCGGCGGGCCGGGCGGCGGGCCGGGCGGCGGGGGGGCAGUGGCCGAGCCCGGGCCUGCGGGUGCCGCAGGAGGCGGAGGCGGUGCAGCUGGUGCAGCAGGCACAGCUCGCGCAGCGGAGAUCCACGCCGCUCCGCCGCUUCAUCGCCUGCCCGCGGCUGGCGCGCACCGUGCAGCGCUGCCUGCAGAGCGGAGCCAGCCCCGGCCCCCAGCCCGUCCUGCUCGAGUUCGCGCCCGGUCCUGGAAUCUUGACCCGAACUCUGCUCAAUGCAGGCGUUAGAGUGGUAGCUCUAGAAAGCAAUUCAGCUUUUCUUCCAAACUUACAGUCCCUAGAGAACAGCCUGGAUGGACAAUUAAAGGUAAUUUACGGUGACUUCUUCAGACUGGAUCCUUUGAAUGCCGGAGCACUGAAACCACCUGCUAUGUCUUCUGACAAACUUUUUGAAACCAUUGAUGUAGCAGCAGUUCCUUGGAGGGCAGAUGUACCUGUGAGAGUUUUUGGAAUCUUACAACAGAGAAAGGAAAGGAUCAUGCUUUGGAGGCUUCUUUUUGCCGUGUAUGAAUGCAGUUCCAUAUUCAGAUAUGGAAGAGUAGAACUCAACAUCUUUGUAAGUGAAAAAGAGUACAAGGUAUUAACAGCAAACCCUAUGGAAGUGAAGGCUUACCAGGCGCUUAGUGUACUUUGGCAAGUAGGAUGUGAAAUUCAGCUACUGCACAUGGAACCUUGGUCAUCGUUUGUAACUAAUUCGAAAAAUGGAAGACUGGCAAUACCAAAAAGCAUGUGGCUGCCAAAUGACCAUUUAUGUUUGGUACGACUGACUCCUCGGCAAAAUCUAUUUACAGGAGGCCUGACACCCACAAAUUCAUCUACCUUUAUUUUCCUGGUGAAACAGUGUCUUGCUAAACCCAGGUCUAGACUUACUAAUAGAUUGAAUUCAUGGAGCUUGGACAGUAGUGGCAAAUUACUGAGAGAGAUAGAAAUUCCCCAAAAUGCUGAAACACGUAACUUAUACCCAGAAGACUACAGGCGUCUUUUCGAGGCUUUGCAAAACUCUAAUAUGUUUACUGAAACCUGGUUCUAUGAUGACGACUUGGGAAGUAUAAGGAACAUAAACUUAUAAAUCUAAAGUUUCUGUCUUUUGGAAGAUCACCUUUGCUUCUGGAAGAUUACUUUGAUAAGAAAUUAUUUCAGUCAAAUCAGAGAUACUGUUAGCUAGAUGAUUUCCUGUCCGAACAGGAAAAUAAAUUUAGCAAGUAACAAGAGCCCUUCUACACAGGAUGAAAAAUAAGAGUCACAAUUAUUUGAUCACAAUCCUAUCUAGAAUGGACAAACUUUGCAUCUUUUCUAGGAGUGUAUUAGUGACCUGCUGCUUUUGGAUGUACCACUUAAACAGAACUUUUUGUUACACUGCUGUAUAUUUACAAUAUUUGAAAAAAAUAACAGACCAAAUAUAAUUAUUUGUGUGGGUUUUCUUUCAGUGCUCAGUGUUCUGAAUGCCCUUUCACAGAUUCCCAAAAUACACAGGUCUUUACAACAACUAAAUACAUUACAUUGUCUCCUGAUCUAAAAACCUUGCAGUCUAAAGUCAACAUAAUUAUUAAUAAAUCAAUAGUGGUUGGUUAAUAGACGACAAUGUAAUGACGGCAUGAUAAAACAUCAACAGAGAGUUAGGGGUUUUUUGACUAAAGAUUGUUAUAUCGGAAGUAAAAAAGUUGUAACAGUUCUUUCUUUUGAAAAUUUGUAAAGAGCACUAGGCUAUCGGUUCUAGUUUACAAAAUGUGAACACCUAUAUGUAUAUAGGAUUUAUUUUAUGUCUAAAAGUCACCUGAACAUUCAGUGCUGCAUAAAGUUUGGGGAAAAAAGAAAUCACUCCCUGCAACCUUUCUCAAUAUGUAUUUGUUUAAUGUGUAUUAUAUGUACAAAAUCACUUUUAAACCAUAUGCUAUUAAAAUUCUCUCUUUAGCUAUAGGACUCUA
Tyto alba (common barn owl) is the source of this 2131-nucleotide messenger RNA. It is a transcript of the gene TFB2M, whose product is annotated as transcription factor B2, mitochondrial. The record is from RefSeq and is a predicted model, not a curated record. Gene Ontology annotation, molecular function: rRNA (adenine-N6,N6-)-dimethyltransferase activity; mitochondrial transcription factor activity. Lineage: Eukaryota; Metazoa; Chordata; Aves; Strigiformes; Tytonidae. Gene Ontology annotation, biological process: transcription initiation at mitochondrial promoter; rRNA methylation. The coding region runs from base 31 to 1275 and encodes 414 amino acids. Gene Ontology annotation, cellular component: mitochondrial matrix. The transcript has 8 exons.